AUGGUCGUAUUCAACCGCCUUUUCCUUACCUCCCUGGCAGCCAUUACUGCCCUCGCGAGCGCCACGUCUGAUGGGGAAUCUUUCUCUCUUGAACAGCGUUCUGGCCGGGUUCAUGUAACUGAUGUGUCUAUGAAACAGCUAUACACCUGCAACGGCGGUGAUAAAAAUGAAGGUCAGCGCUGGGGAAUCGUCUCCCAAGAUCGAGCCGAGGGCUACUUCCGUGACGCCAAGACCAAGACAGGCAAGAGCGGCUACCCAAAGCCGUUUGGCAAUGCAGGAAAGGUCAUGAAGUUCCCCAGCGGUUGCGCCAAGGACGUCUGGGAGCUGCCUCUCCUCCCCAACGAGCCGCCGUUCAACGGCAGGCCAUUUGACUUCAACCAGAAGAAGGAAAACAACGACCCCGGACAGAUUCGCGUGUACUACACAAAGGACCUCAAGUUCUGCGGCAUUGGCGCCAAGAGGACUGCGAACAAGCAGGAAAGGGGAAACAAUCCGCACAACUGCGCGACCAACUAA
Molecule: messenger RNA, 516 nt
Organism: Clonostachys solani
Lineage: Eukaryota; Fungi; Ascomycota; Sordariomycetes; Hypocreales; Bionectriaceae
Source: the annotation of a GenBank genome assembly